Molecule: messenger RNA, 1260 nt
Organism: Schizophyllum commune H4-8
Lineage: Eukaryota; Fungi; Basidiomycota; Agaricomycetes; Agaricales; Schizophyllaceae
Product: glycosyltransferase family 8 protein
Exons: 7
Coding region: 45-950 (301 amino acids)
Molecular function (GO): glycosyltransferase activity
Source: RefSeq, a predicted model, not a curated record
CUAUGUCAAAUUUCGUGGACUGCCCCUUGCCAGCUGCUAUCACCAUGGUGCGCGCGUACGCGACGCUGCUCACGAAGGAGGCCUACCUCGCCGGCGUGCUCGUCCUCGAGCAGGGCCUGCGCGCUGUGGGUAGCAAGUACCCCUUAGUGGUGAUGGUCACGCCGGCACUUCCCGCCGCCGCCCGCAGGGUCCUCACGAAGCGGGGGAUCCCCAUGAGGGACAUAGAAGGCCUAUACCCAGCCGUGGCCAGGCAUACCCUCGCUGACGCGCGGUUCGAGGAGACAUGGACGAAGCUGAAGGUUUUCGAGCUAGAAGAAUACGAUCGCCUAGUCCUUCUGGACGCAGACAUGGCGGUCGUGAAAAACAUGGACGAUCUGUUUGACAUUGAUCUACCCGCGGACGAGAUCGCCGCCGCGCACGCCUGCGCCUGCAACCCGCGCAAGAUACCCCACUAUCCCAAAGAUUGGAUCCCUGCUAACUGCGCCUUUACGGCUCUCAAACACCCCCUCGACAAGCCCGUGACACCCACGAGCGGUCCCAGACCGUACACGUUGUUGAACUCUGGCACCGUCGUCCUGAAUCCCUCCCGCAAACUAGCCGACGCUAUUUAUGACUUCCUGGCCACCACCCCGCGUAUAUCGGAAUUCAAGUUCCCCGAUCAGGACCUCCUCGCCGCUUUCUUCCAUGGACGCUGGCGCCCCCUACCUUGGUACUACAACGCGCUGCGGACGUUGCGGACGGUGCACACCAAUUGUUGGCGGGACGACAUAGUGCGAUGCGUGCACUACAUACUCACUGGAAAGCCGUGGGAGGUGCCACGCCCGAAGGGCGAGAGCGAAGCGGACCUCUUGGAGAGAUGGUGGUGGGGUUACUAUGACGCGGUGGCGAAGGAGUUGAGGGAAAAGGAUCCAGAGGGAUAUAACCUCGUUGCGAGGUAUGUAUCGGGAUAGAUGCGUAAGGUUACAGGGAGAUGGUCUACAUACUAUACAAUUAGGGCAACAUUUUUUCUAUGCGCGCCAUGAGACGUGCACUUCGUCAGUUCGGAACCUCUGCGUGCAGCUGCUCUUGCUCAGCGGCGUUCUCUGGCCCAUCCGGAAAGCCAGCAGGCCUGCCUGAGCGAUCAUGAUACCGUUGUCGAUGCAGAAGCGCUCGUCUGUGGCAAAGACCCUGCCUCCACGCUCUUCAGCCAUCGUACCCAUCAUACCUUGCAGUCGCUCGUUUGACCCGACACCCCCUACUACAAGCACCUCCUUGCUCCCA